AUGGAGAGGAAAGCUUUCUUAGAUCAACAACCACCUCCGGGAUAUGUGGCAGGAAUUGGUCGAGGAGCCACGGGAUUUGUAACUGGUGGAGAUUCUGGGGCUUUGGAGACUUUGAAUCAAUUUGAAAACCUGGAUAGUGAGAAUGAAAAUGAUGUUUCAGAUGUUGGUUUGUUAGCAGGUAAAACUAAAGAUGAUGAUGAAGCAGAGAAAAUCUAUGAAGAGAUUGAAAAAAGACUAAGUUCCAGACGUAGAGAUAAUCAAGUAACCAAAGUGGAAGAAGAAGACCAAUUGGAGAAUAGAUUUACUGACUUGAAACGAGCCUUGACUACUGUUAGUGAAGAUCAAUGGAAACAACUACCUGAAGCCAUUGACUUAACCAAAAGGAACAAGAGGAUGAGAUUAUUGGAGCAAUCAAGACAAAGAUUUUAUGCUACACCAGAUAACCUCAUAGCGGCUCAGUCGGGGAUAAAUACUAAUGAGAAUAAGAAGAGUCUCAUAGAUGAUUUGAUCAAUAACGAUGAUAUUGAGUUAGAUAAUCAGAUGGCAGAUAUAGAACAUAAUAGAAGCUUGUUGAGGUCAUUGAGAAACUCCAAACCAGGAAGUGCCAGUUCUUGGAUAGCUUCAGCAAGGUUAGAAGUCAAAGCUAAGAAUUUCGUUAUGGCCAGGAAAUUUAUCAAUGAAGGAUGUAAGAGAGUGCCUACCGAUGAAUCCAUAUGGUUAGAGAGUAUCAAGAUACAUCAGAACAGUACAGAUGGGAACAAACUAGCCAAAGCUAUAGUUGAUACAGCUUUAAAACAUAAGAGCACAUCGGAGAAAUUAUGGAUCAAAGCUCUUGAAUUUGAAAAUCCUGGUGAUGUGAAUUCGAAGAGAAGAAUCCUUAUGAAAGGAAUUGAGCAACUCCCUACCAACGUCAAACUCUGGCAACUAAUGAUUGAAUUACAGGAUGACGAAGAAGAUGUAAAGAAAAUGUUAACCAAAGUAAUUGAAUUAUGUCCUACAGAAUGGUCGUUCUGGUUGUCAUUGAUUAACUUGUCAGAUUAUUCAGAAGCAAAGACGAUAAUUAAUCGUGCUAGGAAGGAAAUGAAGGAUAACCAUCAAAUAUGGAUAACAGCAUUGAAACUUGAAGAAAGAGAGAAUAAUACUAUAUCUGAAGAUAAACUCAUAAAGAUGCUUUCUAAGGCCUUAAAACAAUUAGACGCUAACACAGACGAAUCCAGAAAAGUCACCAUCCGUCAAUGGCUUGACGAGGCAGCAAAAGCUGAAAAGGAAGGUUUCCUUCUAACAUGUAAAGCCAUUAUCGUUAACUGUUUAACCGAACUGUCAGAUUUCUUUGUUGAGGCCGAUUAUUAUAUCACCAAGAAAUGUUUCCAAACAGCUAAUUAUAUUUAUGAAUAUGCUCUUAGUAAGAAACCUAAGGAUAUAGUAAGUUGGAUGAAGUUUUUCAAUAUUUUCAAAUCUUUGGAAAACUUCAACGUCCAAGAUAUCUACAAAUUUUACAUUCAAGCCAUUGAGUUUAAUCCUGAACAAGAAGUUUUUCAUCUUAUGAUGGCUAAAGAUAAAUGGAAGAUCGAAGGUGAUAUACCUGGAGCUCGUAAGAUCUUGGAUACAGCUUUGGAGAAAUUUCCUGGUAAAGAAGAUGUUUGGCAUGCUAAAAUCAAAUUUGAAGUCAAGAAUAAAUGUUUUGAAAAUGCCAGAAACACCUCAGAUAAGAUGAUGGAAUCCAUAACUACACCCAGGGCCUACUUCAAACACAUUCAUUUAUUAAGAUUUUUAAAGCUUGAUGCCAUUCAAUUUUGUGAUAAGGGAUUAUCGGAAUAUCCUGAAGAAGAGAAAUUCUAUCUUCAAAAAGGACAAAUUUUGCAUCAACAAGGUAAACUUGAAGAGUCACGUGAAGUGUAUUCCAUUGGUACCAAUAAACUUCCACAAUCUAUCAACUUAUGGUUGAGUUUAAGUAGAAUUGAUGAAGAAUUAAAAAUUAUUAUUCGUGCUAGAUCAGUAUUAGAUCGAGCACUUCUUAAGAACCCAGAUAAUGACAAACUAUGGGUGGAAAAAAUAGAGUUAGAAAGAAGAAAUGGAGAUAUCAUCGCCGCACGUCAAUUUUGCAGCAAAGCUUUGAGAACAUUAAAUAAAUCUCCAUUGAUUUGGGUUGAACAUUUAACAUUGAUUCCAAAGAUGUCCCAAAGAAAAAAUGCUUUCUUAGAUGCUUUAAAUGCUACUGACAACUCACCUAUCAUCCUUAUGAACAUCGGGCUCUUUUUCUGGGUUGAUGGGAAGAUAUCCAAAGCCAAAUCAUGGUUUGAACGAGCACUCACUAAUGACAAUACUAAUGGUGAUAUAUGGGGGUGGUUAUACAAUUUUUAUUCUCAACAUGGUACCAAGGAGGAAUUACAGAAAUUUUUAAAUGAAUUCCAACAACAUGAAGAUUCCAUCAAUAGAGGAAAUACCUGGAAUAAGGUAGCUAAAAGAGUUGAAAAUUUAGAUAAGUCGCAACACGAUAUUCUUGUGGAAACAGCCGCACACUUGAAACGACAUUCCACCAUGUAA
Messenger RNA from Yamadazyma jaroonii, 2544 nucleotides. NCBI's taxonomy places the organism in Eukaryota, Fungi, Ascomycota, Pichiomycetes, Serinales, Debaryomycetaceae. The record is from the annotation of a GenBank genome assembly.